GUGGGCCAAUAUGUGGGGCCCCUUUCAGAAAUGCUCCCCUUCUCUAACUCUUUCCUCACUCUUCCCCAACUUGGAAAAGCAUUUGCUAGUCUGCAUGGUGGUGCUUGAGAGAGAAUUGAAAGGAAAAUGGUUCCCAUAAUCAUAUAUUCUUCCAAUCUGUUCUAUCCUACCCCUAGACCAAAGCUUUUGAACUUAAAAACCAAGAAUUUGAAAACUUUGGUGUUUGGUCCCCCCAUGAGAAUUUCCCUAAAAUAAAGGUGCCUCAUUCUAGCUCCCCCAGUGAGGAAGGAAUACAGAAUAAGAAAUGAAUUGACCCCACAUCCCUAUAAAUAUGCCACAUGCUCACCAGACCCCACUGCUCUUGUCUCUUAAAAUUAAAGAAAAAUGGAAAUGAACAUCAACAGAAGAUGGUACCUGAACAGUGGAAAUUAACAAUUAUGUGCAAGAAAUUUGGAGAGAUAUUAUUUGCUACAAACUUGCAUAAGUUGGGACAAAAUAAACAAAAAAAUGAGUUUGGCUCUUUUAAAUAUGUGAAAGCUGCUGACAAAUAUACUACUCUCCUCUAUUAGCAGAAGUAACAGAAAUUAGUGACUCUCUUACCAAAGAUGCAGAACUUGUCAACGAAUCUUCUUGUUUCCCGUUUCUGCCUAUUACAAAUAAAGCUACUAUGUACAUUCUUGUACAAGUCUAUGUGUUGACCAGGACUUUUCAUUUCUCUAAACAAUGCUUUCUUAAUUUUGCAAUAUAUUGCUUUGUCUGGUGCUAUUUCUAUACAAAUAUGAUUUAAUAAGACAAUUUUAUAAUAAAAAUAAAUCUCUGACUACUUGAAAUAAAUUAAUUUGUGGGUGGAGAAAUCUAUUUUUAUCAUCCCUCCAUUUAUAUUAUAAAACUUAUAAUAAGGCAAGCACACUGGCACGAGGCCUCAGGGUCAAGAAGACACUAGGAAUCGGUGGAUACUAUAACAAAUUGAAAAGUGCAUACUUACCUUGUUUUAAAUGGGCAGCCACUAUUCCACUUCAACCAAUUCACCAUGCAGAUACAAUAUUGCCAAGUCUACUAAUUUUCCAAGAGAAGACAAAUUUUUUUUUGUGCAUCUAUGCAAUCUCCUAAAUUUAAAUGUUGGGCAAUAAAAAAAAUUAAGCACUAGUGGACUAAUGCUGUCCAAUAUUAGACAUUACAAGAUAAAAUACAACUGCAGGCCAGAUUUGGCCUAAGACAUUGGUUUCUAGCUAAGGCUUUGGUUCUCAAUCCUGGCUAUGAGCAAUACGACCUUUCAGCUUUUUAAAAAUACAGCAUACCUGGUUUAUCUCAGAUUCUCCUUUACUAGAUCAGCAAUGAGUCCUGGGCAUCUAUCUCAGAUUCUGAUUCACUGGGUGAAGAAUGAGUCCUGGGCAUCUAUAUAUUUUUUUAAAGUGCCAGAGCUCAUUCUGUUUCACAGCCAGGGUUAAGAAGUAGGAAAUUAAAUUUCAAAUCACAGUGUUUGGCCACAUUUUCCAACUUCAACAUCGUGUUUGAAACACUCUGAAGCCUUCCCAGACUAACUCUACCUGAUUCUGAGCUCAAAUAGUGAUGGGGAUAUCAGUAAAUUAUAAUUGGUGAUAAAGACAGAAACAAUGAAAAUGUGACUGUCGAGUCUUUCCUGUCUCUAAUUCCCCCAAAUGGCAUCCAAUUUUGGCUUUUCUGUGUACUAUUUGAGGACAUUAUAAUAUCUGUCCUUGGUGGAAGAAACUGAUUCUAAGUAAAAGACAUUCAUGUAUGAGCUGAUAGGAAUUUCUUAUUCACAAACACACCAACCGAAGGAAUGAAAACUCUCCCAAAAUAAGGGAGAUAAUAAAGGAAGGAGGAGAAGGCAGAUCAAAGAAGCUGUAUGCAUUUUUACAGAUAAUUUAGCAGAUAACAGGUCUUGUGAGACUGUGAGGAAGGUAAGAUCCCUAGCCUGGGAUUCUUGCUCUGUCAGGUGAAUAUGGACUUAAAGUAAAUAUGGUAAGAAGGUGCUGGGAUAGGAGGCUGUCUCACAUUUUUUCCAAUGGACUCGUGAAGGCCCAAGACAAAUGAGUAUGAAAAAUGGAGACAGCCAGUAACCAGAUCCUCUCAUCAUUUGCAUUUCAAGCCUCUAACUUGUAGUCAUGUGACAAGCAAAUGAAGACAAAUUGGAAAUAACCAUUAACUGGGGGUGAGGGGGGGAAUUAUAAUAACAUUGAGUGAGGGUCAGAAGAUUGCAGAGCAUAUACUAACAUUUCUUGGCGUGGACACCUGAAAGUCAGGACCAAAGAGAAUGGCGACAGUGAACACAGAUGCCAUGGAUAAAGACACGUCCAGGUUUAAAAUCAUCUUUACCUUGCUGGUCUCCGGAAUAGAGUGCACCAUUGGCAUCGUUGGGAAUGGCUUCAUCACAGCUAUCUAUGGGGCGGAGUGGGCCAGAGGCAAAAGACUACCCAUUGGUGACCGCAUCCUUUUGAUGCUGAGCUUUUCCAGGUUCUUGCUACAGAUCUGGAUGAUGCUGGAGAAUACUUACAGUCUACUAUUGCGGGUCAUUUAUACCCAAAACGCAGUGUAUAAACUUUUCAAAGUCAUCAUCAUGUUUCUGAACUAUUCCAACCUCUGGCUUGCUGCCUGGCUCAAUGUCUUCUAUUGUCUUAGAAUUGCAAGCUUUAUUCAUCCUUUGUUCUCCGUGAUGAAGAGGAAAAUCAUGGUGCUGAUGCCUUGGCUUCUGAGGCUGUCACUCCUCAUCUCUUUAUGCUUCAGCUUUCCCUUCUUUAAAGAUAUCUUCACUGUGUAUGUGAAUAGUUCCAUUCCUAUCCCCUUCUCCAACUCCACUGAGAAGAAAUACUUCACUGAGACCAAUGUCUUCAAUCUGAUUCUUCUUUAUUAUCUGGGGAUCCUCAUUCCUCUGAUCAUGUUCAUCCUUGCAGCCACCCUGCUGAUCAUCUCUCUCAAGAGACACACCCUACACAUGGAAAGCAAUGCCACUGGCUUCAGGGACCCCAGCAUGGAAGCUCACAUGGGGGCCAUCAAAGCUAUCAGCUACUUUCUCAUUCUCUACACUUUCAAUGCAGUUGCUCUAUUUCUUUCUAUGUCCAACAUCUUUAAUGCUGAUAGUUCCUGGAAUAUUUUGUGCAAAAUCAUCAUGGCUGCCUACCCAGCUGGCCACUCAGUGCUACUGAUCUUGGGAAAUCCUGGCCUGAGAAGAGCCUGGAAGAGGUUUCAGAACCGAGUUCAUCUUUACCUAUAAGGGCAGACUCUAUAACUGGAACCCACAGAGUACUACAGGUCCAGCCAGCUCUGCCUUUUCCUCCCUAGACUUCUCUCCUCACCCAUCUUUUCUCCCCUAAUCUUGCUCUGACACUUCUCCUCAGGUAACUGGAUCCUUUCAUGAAUGUGAAGCUGAAUUUUUAACUUGAGAUCUUAGGCAGAAGUAGCUAAGCAACUCUAAGACAGAUUGAUGAAAGCUCCUUGAUCUAUGCUCAUUCAUAUCCUACCCUGAGCUCCUCUCCACUUUGUCCUCCCCGGAGCCUAAAGGAGAGGGUGACUGGACAUCUCCGUUUGCCUAGGAUGAUCUCUGUUUGUUCCUAUUGUCACUGAGCAACCUUUAAUUCUCAAGGAUAUCUUGGUCUGGAUGAAAAAUUAUAUGGUCACUUUGUUUUUUCUUUUGGCUUUUAGGUAAUAUGACAAGUUUUUAAAUUAUUUUAUUUAUUUUUUAAUUGAAGAAUAGUUGACAUACAAUAUCCUUAUUAGCUUCAGGUGUACAUCAUAGUGAUUUGAUACUCGAUAUUUAUACACACCCUUCUUAAGGCACCCUACUAUCCCACAGUUAAGAAAAAAGAGGGCUAGUGAUGAAUCCUACAGAGAAAAGGGAUUCAGGACAGAAAGGCUUACCAAAAUUACCAAGUGUUGCAGAGGUUUCAGGAAAAUGAAAAGUGAAGAAAAAGGCUAUGGGCUUGACUAAAUGGAGGCCACGUGCCCUAUUAGUGGAGUGAUGGGGUGGCAUUCAGAUUACAGGAGUUUCCAGGGAAGGUAAUGAAGACAGUGAGGGAGUUUGUAAAGGCCAAUAAUUUCGGGAGGUUGUUUGGAGAUAAAGAUGAAAUACAGGGUGGCAGGUGGAUAAGCGGAUGGUCGAUUGAUGCUUUAUUUUUCCAAAUGAGAGUGGAGAAAGUGAGAAGAGAGGAAGGGAAGAAUGAAGGAAAAAAAGUGACCUGUGCCAGAAGCAGAAAGGAUAGAAAGAGGCCAGAGUAAAGGAUCAUCUAUUUUGUUUUUCUCCUGACUCUGUGACAAUGCAAGUGGCACCUGUGCCUCUGGCUAUACCCGUUUUGGGUCACCUCAAGGGCAGCCUACUUUGGAGUGGCUCUGAGAAGAAGGAAACAUUGUCACUUCAUUGUCACUCUUCAGAAUGAUACUGUCAGCACUGCCUCAAAGGGCUGUUCACCAAAUAGGAGACCCCACCCCCCAGAUACCUUGGAACUGGAAAGUUAGGAAUUUGAGGUUUCCUUGUAUUUGGUAUUUUUAAAAUCAAAAUUACUGAGGAAAAUAUGAAAAGAAUGAUACUGAUCACACCAAGCUUAAGGAGCUCCCAAACGAAAAUGUAAGAUCAGCAGCACAGACUAAACUCUGAGCUCCUAGCUCUUGAGCACAUAUUUCAGAGAGAGUCCCUUACAUCCAUAAACUGCGAAAAAUCACACACAUGUGCACACACACUCACCCACAGACAUCCCUUUAUAGUUCAGACAGCUUGGGGCUUAUUUAACCAGAAAGGAAAAUGUUUAUGAAAACACCCUACUUUGAUAGUUUUCCUAAAAGAUAUUUAUUCAUAUGAAUAUUUAAGGUUGAUAUAGUUGUUAAAGUAAGAUAAAUUAGAUUUUGAGGUUUCAUUCUAAUUCCUAAAGAAUAGAGAAACACUUUUUUUUCCAAAUAAUAUAUGCAAACACACCCACUGAGCGUACUCUAAUACGUCACAAAUAAAAACAGACAAUUGAUUUAAAGUCAUCAUUUCAUUAAUGUGAACCAUGCCAAGAUAACUGGAUAAACCCUCUCUGUGCUUAUUACAAAGAAAUAUUAUCUCAUUGUUUGCAAGAGCCGAAGACAGCAGAAAGCUAACAAGGAUGAGGACACGCUUAUCAAUAAUGUACACUGCCCUACCUUCAACCAGACAAAGUUCUCUCCAGCUCUCCCUUCCUCCUUCCCGCUCUCCCUUCCUUCCUUUUUCUUUCUUGCUUUGAAACCCACCUAAACUUCCAGAAUGGGCCAGAAUACCUUGUCUUCAAACUGGUUGUCUCGAGACAGAAAUCAGAAGUCCUAAAGAAUCCAUUUUGCAAACUCUAUGUGACACCCCUGUCCCUGAGAGAGACUGAAAGUUAUGGUGUGAAGGAUUCCUUUACCUACAAAGUCACACUGGACACUCACCCUCUAUGUGGAGCAGCUAAGGUGAUUUUGGUUGCCAAGGGACUCCAGUCUGGAAGGCCCAGUUCAGGGCAGGUGUCUCAAAACUGGUCAAGUCCUUACAAAGGAAUACUAGACUAGCAGCCAGGGCCAAUCUAAGGGCUGGGAUUUGAGGGGAACCAGAUUAUCCCACAGUCCAGCAUAAUCUUCCCUUCCAACUACCUCCUUGUCUGCUAUAUUCAGCCGUGGUCCCUGUUUUGCUUUGAGCUUGGUCUGUAAGAAUUUUCUUUUAUUAUUCUCUCAGGAGUUCUUUACUUUGGGCUCCUAGGACAGAAACAGCUAUUGAAUGAGGGAAAAGAAACUACAAGUUCAAUCAACCAGCAAGGAGUUUUGAGUUGGGGGAGGGGAGCAGAAACCAAGCACAGACAUCAGAAGCAAUCAUGGCAGGAAGGGAAGGAAGAGACAUCGAGUGAGAGGGAGCCCUCCCAUCCCACUGCUGUUUCCUACUUCCCUCUGGAGAGAAAUGGGAUCCUUAGAGGAGAGGUGGGAGGAAUGGAAA
Messenger RNA from Equus caballus (horse), 5932 nucleotides. Lineage: Eukaryota; Metazoa; Chordata; Mammalia; Perissodactyla; Equidae. The record is from RefSeq and is a predicted model, not a curated record.